AUGCUUGGAGGGUUAUUCUUCGCUCUCGCGAGGAUCUUCGAGAUUGUUACUCUGAUUCCCGUCAUUGGGAUGCUGGCAUGGUUUGUCAACGGCUUCAAUGAAAAUAACCAACUUACCCCGUCCUUCAUCCUCGUCCUCUUCAUUGUAUCUGUCCUCGCCUGCGCUUGGGCUAUCGCUACCCUACUGCGCCUCGGGUCCACCCGACGCUCGGCCAUGUUCGUCGCCUUCAUCGACCUAUGCUUUGUCGGCGCUUUCAUCGCUGCAGAUUACGAGCUCCGGGGUAUCGGCAACGUCAGCUGCGGUAACUUUUCAAGCGGCUCAAUCUAUAUCAACCUGGGGCCAUUUGGAUACUAUGGCCGGAACAGUGAUUCGUCAUGGGCUGUUAACCUCAAUAAAAACUGCUCCAUGUUGAAGGCAUCUUGGGUAUUGGGCAUCAUCAAUACUAUUACUUUCUUCUGGACAUUCAUUCUCGCCCUCUUUCUUCAUCGGCAUCAACAGAAGGUGGUUGUGAAGGAAGUCAGAAGAUCAUCGAGACACAGCAGCAGACGAGGCCAUUCUCGGUCCGGGUCGAGGAGAAGCAGCAGCAGACGACAAUACUACGUCUAG
Molecule: messenger RNA, 606 nt
Organism: Exophiala spinifera
Lineage: Eukaryota; Fungi; Ascomycota; Eurotiomycetes; Chaetothyriales; Herpotrichiellaceae
Exons: 2
Coding region: 1-606 (201 amino acids)
Source: RefSeq, a predicted model, not a curated record